This is a messenger RNA of Aegilops tauschii subsp. strangulata, 2365 nucleotides long. RefSeq names its product mechanosensitive ion channel protein 1, mitochondrial. Gene Ontology annotation, cellular component: membrane. Lineage: Eukaryota; Viridiplantae; Streptophyta; Magnoliopsida; Poales; Poaceae. Gene Ontology annotation, biological process: transmembrane transport. The record is from RefSeq and is a predicted model, not a curated record.
AGCAGCCUCUCCACGACAUCGCCUGUUUCCUGUCCCGCAAGAAAGGCAAGCAGAGAGCAAGGAAAAUAAACCAGCGCAGCCUCCGUCGCCGUCGAGGCCUCACGCUUCACACCCCCCACCCCACGCGGCCGCGCCCCUCCGGGCCAGGUGUUGAAGCGCCGCGGGGACGAGGCAGGAGGGCCGCCGGCUCCCGGACCCCUCCGCCUCUCCGAAGCGGCACAGUUUCUUAAGUAGUGCACAAUGUCUGGGUGUACAGCAAUCUUGCGUCGGUCAUCUCAGAAUCUUAUGGAGUUAUCGAUUGGGUCCAAAUCUCCUGGCGCUUCUUUGAGGGGGUUCAACAGCUGUGCCAGGGGCAAGGUAAAACCAGGCAAUUCAAUUAUUGGGCAGAUGAAAGCAAUGGAUCGUUUUCCUCCAGCCAAUGGUGUGUCAAGGGCUAUGAUGCCCCUUUCUGCUUAUAUGGGCACUAAUUGGUUGAAUACUUCAAGGCCCAGUUUUAAUGCAUUGCCAGGACCGUUAGGUGUUUCCAGCAUCCGCCGUGCAUACUCAUCAGACACUGGAAUUAAGCCUGAAGUCCCAAUUGUUCCUCCCACUGAAACUGCUGAGGUUGGUACUGGAGGAACCACUUGGAUGGACAUUUUUGAAAAUGCUCGCAACUCCACCAUCGAUGCUACGACUGAUGCAGGCAAGAAAGUGAAGGAGAUGACUGAUGCAGUCACACCCCAUGUUCAAAGUUUUCUUGAGGCAAAUCCAGAUCUAGAAAAGGUAGUUGUUCCACUUGGAGGAACAUUAUGUGGUACCCUUUUGGCCUGGUUUGUCAUGCCUAUCAUCUUCAAGAGGCUUCAUAAGUAUGGUUCACAGAACCCGAUAUCAGCACUUUUGGGGAACUCAGUCAACACUAAUGCUUCAUAUAGCACCAGCCUUUGGAGUGCAUUGGAGGAUCCUGCAAAAUACUUGAUCACAUUUAUGGCAUUUUCAGAGAUGGCUGCAGUGAUCGCACCAAGUGUAUCACCUUAUUUUCCACAAGCUUUGAGGGGUGCAUUUGUAUUGUCAGUUGUCUGGUUUCUUCAUAGGUGGAAAGCAAACUUUAUCACUAAAGCUAUGGCCAACCAAACUGCCUUAGUUACUGAUAGAGCAAGGUUAUCAGCUUUUAACCAAGUGUCCUCAUUGGGACUGAUUGCGCUUGGUGUAAUGGGUCUUGCUGAGGCUUGUGGUGUAGCUGUUCAAUCAAUAUUAACUGUUGGUGGUGUGGGAGGUGUUGCUACGGCUUUUGCUGCUAGAGAUGUCCUGGGCAACGUGUUGAAUGGGUUCUCCUUACAAUUUUCUAGGCCAUUCUCAGUUGGAGAAUACAUAAAGGCUGGGUCAAUAGAAGGCACGGUACUCGAAAUAGGACUUACUUCAACUUCGAUGAUGAGUCCAGAAAAGCUUCCUUUCACAGUACCCAACUCUUUGUUCUCAAGUCAGAUUAUAGUGAAUAGAUCACGAGCUCAGUGGCGGGUAAGUGUGACCAAGAUUCCUAUAAGACUUGAGGAUAUUGAGAAGGUUCCUGCUGUAGCAGAGGAGAUCAAGGCUAUGUUAAGGUCCAACCCAAAAGUUAUCUUGGAAACAGAUGCUCCUUACUGCUACCUCUCCAGAUUGGAAAGUUCAUAUGGAGAGCUUGUCAUAGGGUGCAUCCUCCAAAAAAUGAGAAAAGACGAGUUGAUAUAUGCAGAACAGGACAUUCUUCUAGGAGCUGCCAGGAUUAUCAAGUCACAUGGCGUUGAAUUUGGAAGCACCACACAGUGCUGCUGAUUCUGAUGUUUUCUCAAAACUCAAGUAGGGGGGAAUUGUAUCGAUGGCAGGUGAACGUCGUUAGCCUGGAGGAGUACAUACGCGGAGGGUUAGAGGAGAUUUUGCUUGGUGCGCGUGCGAAGGCAGGGACCUCUUUUGGAACCAAGGUGGGACUUUUGUUGCCUGUCCUCAAUUUGGCAAACAUACAUCAUCUGUUGCCGGAGAAUCUUGCGUUACAUAAUUUUGCUACGUGCGCUGAUACUGCUUAGCGAGUAGUUUACCACGAUUCGUCAGUGCUCAGUCGUGGUAACUUCAAACACAUGGAGUGGCAUGAUCCACCGGAGGUCUGCAUCUGGGCCCAGGAGUAUCCCGUCUGGCCUUGGAACUCUAAAUGCUGGAACGUCGACAUGCGUGCAAGUGUUGUUUUGAUGCAUGACUAGGCGUGAUAGACACCUUUGUCCUGAAUCGGUGUGUCGGGGACCAUGUUGACACGCGUCGUUCGGCUUUUAUUUCUAGAUCUGGCUACUAUAGUCCUAUGCAUAUGCUUGUUAAUUUGCUUGUACGGUUGUGGGGUUUGUGGAUGUUGUGUUUUUGGAUA